AGGAAGAGCGUACUUCAAAGAGGCAUUGCAUACAAUAUUAUUUUGUGGGUGCAUUAAUAUUCCUGUUAUUAAUCCGGAAGACAUGAUCGAUUGUCGUGAAAUUCAGUUAUUAUCUGAAAAGUAUCCAGAUGUCUUUCAGAAAUACAACACCCAUCUCCCAAAACGUCCUCCUUAUGCAGUGCUACUUGAUGCAGUUGUUAAAAUCAUAGGAACAAAUAUUAAUGGAGUUUUGAAAUGUCUAACAGACCUAAAUCAUCAGAUGCUUGUGAAAUUUACUGGCACCAGUUGCAACAAAUUGGGAAACAUCUUUAUAUCAGAAGUUAUCAGCUGUUGCUGCCUUUGGGAUGUUACUCCCAGAGAAAACAUAGACAAUUAUUUUGGUACUUUAUUGUCACUUAGAGGAAGGCAGCAGAAAGAAAUUAUGAUUGAUAUAUUGUGCUAUCAAACCUGGCAUGAAUACAUUAGACUGGCAAUAUGCAGUUACAAAACAUUUAAUAAAAUACCAUUUCGGUUUUGUCCUGAAUUUCGAUGUGAAACUGUUAGAAAGCUUCCUGCUGUAGAUAAAACACCAGGCAGUCAGCAUGAUCUCCCCUCAGGGGUUCAGCCAUACAACUCUCAUGAAAGUUCAUCUUAUAAAAGUUGCUCUGAUAUGAUAUAUAUCAAUAAUAGUCCAUAUUUCAAAUUUGGCAUCAGUCCUGAGUUUGAAUCUCUAAGCCAGCUUCUAUACGCUAACCAGCAAGUUGUUGAGAAAUUAGAAUGCUUAGACACACGCAUUUUAACGUAUUUCAUGGAGGUGACUAAUUCAAGUUAUGAAAGACUUAAACAAAAUCUCAAAUUAUUAGGAUUUAAUGUGGGAUAUCAUUUGAAGUUUUAUGAUCCAAAUGAAUAGAGCUUACUACACUGGAGAGAUUCCAAUACUGAAGUCAAAUUAUACCAAUGUGUUUGUCAAAAAGCUGUAAAUGACGAAUCAAGCUGAUGUAUGUAGCUGUGGAGUUUUACACUUUCAUCUGUAAGAUACAAUGUAUUGGACAGUAAAUUGGAGACGGACUUUAAAGAUGAGUUUGAGUCCCAUGUUUGACAGCACAAAUUGUUUGCUUUCCUAUGGCCUAGUGCAUCAAAGUACGGCUGCCCAGAUAUGCAUUGCACAUCCUGCAAGCAGGCAAUUUGGUAAUUGACCGAACCUUAAUUUUAAAAGAUGUAAACAUUGAGCACAGUUUAAAUUUUGUUUUUAAAACUGUCAAUAAAUUUCUAGCCUGGAAUUGUGAUGUGUUAUACAAUGUAUGCAUAAAAUCUGUUUUUAUCUUUUAAGUGAAAUGUAAAAAUUAUGAAUGUUAGCUUCUUUAAAAAUGACACAGAACAAUUUGUAUAAAACAAUUUGUUCAGACUUCAGAUGUAUCACAGCUUUAAGAUCUAUUAUGGUUUUGUUUUCACACUGAUCUGUGAAACUUGGUGGAAUUAAAUCAUAUCAGCUUUAUAUUCA
Molecule: messenger RNA, 1480 nt
Organism: Rhincodon typus (whale shark)
Lineage: Eukaryota; Metazoa; Chordata; Chondrichthyes; Orectolobiformes; Rhincodontidae
Exons: 3
Coding region: 83-889 (268 amino acids)
Source: RefSeq, a predicted model, not a curated record